AAUUCUGAACUAUUUUGAAAAAGUACUUUUAUAUGAUAAUGUGUCCUAAUUAUGCUGCUAAAAUUUAAAUCAUCAUUUUUUUAAAAAUUGUAAUGUAUUCAGAAGUUAAAAAAAACAGAGAAAAAAAACUUUCGAAUCGAAAUUUGUUCUGAAGAAGAAGCAACGUUUGCCCAUGCUCCAUGGCAAAAUCGAUCCAAGUCAUCUGCGCCACGAUACGGCGCUAUGUGGAAUUCGACUCUUAUACUUGAUAUACACAAAGGACGUAAUCAAAACAAUUGUUGAUAUACGCUAUGCACUUCAAGAAGAAAUAAAUCUUUUUCUCAAUUUUCAUGGAAGUGAACAUAAAAUAUUUAUGAGAAUCUUCAACAAAUUUCUUUAAAUGAAUAGUGAAAAUAUAGAAAUCAGAAAUAUUAAUUUUCUGGUGAAAGAGGAUUUUUGAAACUGAGAUCGCACUUCAAUGUUUCAGUUCGGAUGUCGACCAUGGAAUUUGAGCUUUAUCUGCGUAAUAGUGCUUGUCCUAUCGAACAUAUUGUUGACUUUUUUAUUACUACAAUCAGAGAACUGCAUUCCUUCCAAUAUUGCCAAAGAAAUGAAUACAAAUACAAUUACAGAAUGGAAUCUACGAUCAUGGCCAAAAGAUGACAUACCUGAGAAGCUCUGCCCACAACACGAGGAACCACCCAAAGUAGAUGAUAUUUUAAAAUUAAAUAUCCAACUCGGUAGAUGGGAUUCACGUCGUCUUUAUAAAACAUUCGAUUCAAUAUUAGUGGGUGAUAAAUUUGUCGAUUUAUCAAAAGCAUCAAAAGUUUGUCUUGCCACGCAAACAUCAUUAGAAAAAUUAUAUUCAUUAGUUCAAGUUGUACACCAUUGGUCAGGACCAAUAUCAGUCUCACUAUUUGUCGCUGGCGAUGAAGAAUUUCAAGUACUACAGAAAUUUUUAAUUUACCUCAAUCAUUGUUAUGAGCCAAUUAAAAAUCAAGUUACAUUUUCAUUGGCAAUGCCAAAAUCAAAAUUACUUGUCAAGCAGCCAAAGUCAUUUCAAAUUCCAGAAAAUAGCGAUUGUUCAAAACCAGAGGCAACAUUAAAUUUUCUAUUAAGUGAAAUAUCUGAGGAGCAAUCUAAUUGGCGGAUACGUAAUGUAUAUCCACAAAAUCAUAUGAGGAAUUUGGCGAGAAAAAAUUGUCAAUCUGAUUAUGUAUUCUUGACUGAUAUUGAUAUUGUACCUAGUUAUAAUAUGGCAAAUGUUUUAGAAGAAUUUCUAUUAAACACUAAUUGUGAAAAAUGUGCAUAUGUGAUACCAACUUAUGAAUUAGAUGUCAGAGUUAGAUUUCCACAAAAUAAAUCGGAGUUGAUUCGUCUUGCUAAAAAAGGUCUCGCUAGACCAUUUCAUCAAAAAGUUUUCAUUCACAAUCAAUUUGCCACGAACUUUACAAGGUGGGCAAUGGAUGUCACUUCAGGUCAUCCAAAUUAUGAGAAAUUUAAAAAUGGCAAAAUUUACAUAAGCCAUGAUGUUACGAAUUUUGAAUUUCUCUAUGAACCAUUUUAUGUUGCGAAAGAUGUUGCACCGCCUCAUGAUGAGAGAUUUAUGGGUUAUGGAUACACUAGAAACACACAGGUAUAUGAAAUGUAUGUAUCCGGUUAUAAAUUUAAAGUAUUAUCGCCAAUAUUCACAAUUCAUUGGGGAUUACAAACACGAAAAAGUAGGCCUAGUUGGCGAGAGAGACAAAACAGUGCAAACAGAAAACAAUUUGAAGUAUUUAAAAAGGAGAUAUUAGCAAAAUAUAUACAGGAGUCUUUAAAAACUGUCAAGGGAUCGCAUUGAUACUUUGCGAUAAAAACUACAAGAAUUAUUCUCUAUUGAGUACUUUAUAGAUCAAUAGUGAUAUAAAUAUGUGCAAUGUGAAAAUAAAAUUGUGUAAGACAAUAUUUAAUAGAAAUUGAAUUAUUAAAAAUUUCAUAUUUAUAAUAAAUGUAAAGAAUCAUUUUAAUAUUUUACAAAGAAACAGAAGUUGAUGUACUUUAUAAAUUGAAGAGGAAUAUUUUUUACUGUGUCAAAUAUUACAGUUGUAAAUUACUCUUUUUGUAUAUUAUAAACUUUAGUUGUUCUUUUAAAUGUGAUGUUAAUAUUAAUAAAAAGAGAAUUACUGUUCCAGUAAAAAAGGGAUGUGAGUUAAUUUUUUUAGAUCUUCUUACCUCAAUUGCAAUUUACGAAAAAACUACUGAACA
Messenger RNA from Leptopilina heterotoma, 2226 nucleotides. RefSeq names its product beta-1,4-glucuronyltransferase 1-like. The record is from RefSeq and is a predicted model, not a curated record. The transcript has 4 exons. Bases 458 to 1822 code for a protein of 454 amino acids. NCBI's taxonomy places the organism in Eukaryota, Metazoa, Arthropoda, Insecta, Hymenoptera, Figitidae. Gene Ontology annotation, molecular function: glucuronosyltransferase activity.